Molecule: messenger RNA, 4268 nt
Organism: Carassius auratus (goldfish)
Lineage: Eukaryota; Metazoa; Chordata; Actinopteri; Cypriniformes; Cyprinidae
Product: hexosaminidase D-like
Exons: 14
Coding region: 1939-3669 (576 amino acids)
Biological process (GO): carbohydrate metabolic process
Molecular function (GO): hexosaminidase activity
Source: RefSeq, a predicted model, not a curated record
UUUUUUUGUCAUAAAUUCAACAUCACUUUAGAUUAAUGAUGUUUUAUUACCUGCUUUUGUAUAAAACAAUAUUAAGUACUAAUGAUAAAAAAAACUCCCAACUGUCCUAAAAUUAUAAUAGUUAAAAGUAUCAAAUUAAAGCUUUAAAAGUCACACAUAAGUGAAAAUGGUGUACCGUGCACACAUUAAUAUUAAUAUCAGGACUAAUUUAAUACCUCAUAUGUAAUACUUUAAUAUUUAAUCCUCUUUUUGUUGUUGUUUUGGUCAUUCAAAAAAGCCCUGAAUCAAAAUAGCUUUAUUAAAAAAAAGAUUAAAGUAAACUAAUCACAAACAUAUGAAAAAAUAAAAAUAAAUCUUGAGUAAAAUAUAUUUCUCAGUAAGUAGAAUUAGAUUCAUGGAAUGACUACAUGCAUGGCCACAUGCGAUCAUAUUUUUAUAAUCAUAAAUCAAAAGUUGAAGUAAAAAUGACUUUCAGUGCAUACUACAUAGUAACAUCCUUUGCAUAUUUUGCAUUCAAAUGUUAUGGGGAACAAACAUUUGUUAAAUCAGUGUUUUUAAAUAGAUAAAAUGUGACGAGCAAUGCAUAUUAUUCCUUUAAAUAACAGUACUGUGGUAGUACUUAAGAAGAGUGAUUUAUCAGGUCUUAAUAACAAGGUAUUUCAGUACAAACCAUGAAUUAUUAUUGUAUUCAUAUACUAUGGUAUUUUAAUGAACUUUCAGGAAUACCACAAUAUUACGUGGUUCCUAGAAUUUCUGACCAAUUUCCAGUCAAAAAAAGUGAUUUUUCAAUAUGACUUCAUGUGGUUGUGAGAAACGUGUCACUUUUAUAAACUGUAUCGUUAUCUACACAAUGUUACUUCCGUUUAUCUUUUUUUUUUUCUCUCUCCUAUCCAUAGGCAACCCAUCUGACUCAAAGUAAACGCAAACCUGAGACGGAGUAAUAAACUCAUCCAGAUCCGUGAGGAGCGAGCUGAAGCACUCCUAUUUAUAUUCCUGUGAUGCGAUUGGCAGGGCUCUGUGAAUGGCUUCUAAACUGUCCAAUCUCAGGCCACUUGGAAGCGGCUCUGCCCAAUCAAAGCACAGAGUGAGAGGCUAAGGGCGGGACUCACCUGUCACUUCUUGUUAUCGAUUCUGGGUCCAAGUUUUUGCAUUUCACGAGAUAGGCUAGAAACAUUUUAAUAUAUGUUUCAGUUUAAGAUAAAGUACUUUCAAAUAAGACCCAAAUUAAAAGACAUCUUUGUAAAAAUAAAAAAGGAGAGAGAGAAAGAGAGAGACAGAGAGCUUUUUUCAUUAAAAUGAUGCGAAAAUAUAAUACUGUACUGGACAUUGGACUUGCUAUGUACGGUUGGUGUUGUAACUAGUCAUAAUAUCUUAAAAAAUAAGGAUAUUACAUAGUCCUUGACAACAUAAAAACCGCAUGUAAAAUCAUUAUACAAUAAUUAGAAAAUGCUGUUGGAGAUUAAAUAUAUCGUGUAACACAGCAGGACUUCGCUGUCACUUCUUGACAGUUUAUGACAACUAUCAAAAUGUAUUUUUGUGCGUAUUUAUAUGCGAUGUUACUUCUGCCCUGUAUUCGACGUACUAAACAUCACGCGCCGUAAAGCGUCGACGUGACGCGCACCUUUACUUUAACUGUCACGCUCACGCUCCUCUCCUUCAGGUGCACAAACGUCUGCCAACCAUCUGUCAUUGAAAAUUAUCAAUGCAAAUAUACUAUUGUAAGCACGACACGUUAAACAGGUUGAACUUGUCUCGUUUUUCACACAAAUACACUUGCUGCAGCAUUAAACUGCACACAGAAGUAAUCCUGAGUCUGCUUACAAAGUCUUUUACCUGAAGGAUUAAUGUUCUUUAGCAAAUUUCGUAGGUCACCUCCGAGUUCAACACCUGCCUUAAUAUCUAUGCCAUUCUAUCCCAUUCACCUGCAGAAAAGCAAACAUGAACAAUCAGAAGUUUAUUAGGUUGCUCAUCGGCUGCUUGGUGAUCGUUGCCAUGAUGAAAUAUUUCUUUAGUCCCAGCUCGAACAAAGACACAAGUCACAAGACCCACCAAAUCAUACAAGGAGGUAAAUUCUGGGCUAGCCAGCGUGUCCCACAGCCGAAUUUGGUUCAUAUUCAGCAGGAUCCUGUCAAAAAAGAACAUAAAGACAACACAGAGGUUCAGCCAGAGAAAAAAGAGAAGAUCCAAUCAAACCAAGAGGAGUCAGAACCAGGAAUUCCUGAUGAUACGCACACAGAUUCAUUAAAAAUCGUGCACUUAGAUCUGAAAGGUGCUGCACCCAAAGUCAAAUACCUCGAACAGAUAUUCCCUCUACUGUCCUCUCUGGGCGCUAAUGGGAUAUUGCUGGAAUAUGAGGAUAUGUUUCCUUAUGAAGGGGAACUCAGUAUUCUCAAAUCUAGCUUUGCAUACAGUCCUGAAGAUAUAGAGGAAAUGAAGUCUCUGGCCAAACGGCACACGCUUGAACUGAUUCCUCUGGUGCAGGUGUUCGGACACAUGGAGUUCGUCUUGAAACACGAGAAGUAUUUCAAAUUGAGAGAAGUGGAAACAUUUCCCAAUAGCCUAAACUCUCUGGCCCCAGGAAGCCUGGAUCUCGUUCAAGACAUGCUGACGCAGGUUAUGAAGAAGCACCCAGAAGCAAAGUGGUUCCACAUCGGUGCCGAUGAGGUACGUGGCCUGGGCGAAAGUGACGAUUCGAAGCGCUGGCUGGAAGCCAACAAUAAAGACACGGGGAAGCUUUUCCUCAAUCAUGUGACCUCAGUCGGGAGAUUUAUCACCAAACUGAAUCAAGGAAUCAAGUUGAUCUUGUGGGAUGACAUGCUUAGGAAGGUUAGCUCCGACACCAUCAAAGAAUCGGGUUUGCGAGACAUUGCAUCGCCAAUGAUAUGGAAUUACAUCCCGAACAUGGAUGUGAAAGAGAUUGGUAGCUAUAUACAGAAGUAUGAGCAGGCUGGAUUCAAGGGUGUGUGGUUUGCUAGCGCUUUUAAAGGAGCCUCUGGAAUUGACCAGAGAUGGACUCCAAUCAAUCACCACUUAAAAAACCACCUCCAGUGGCAGAAAGUCAUUGAAUCCAUGCCGCAGUACAAGUCUGUGAGAUUCCAAGGCAUUGCUCUGACUGGCUGGCAGAGGUAUGAGCAUCACACUGUGCUGUGUGAGCUUCUCCCAGUGGCCAUCCCUUCUCUGGCUGUCUGUCUUCAGACACUGAAAUACGGAUCAUUUGAUGCCAAGGCACAGAAGGAGGCUCAGCGCUUCCUUGGAUGUCAGGUUGAGCUGAGCAAAAACGAGUGUAAGGGUGCUUCCUUUCCUGGCUCAGAUGUUUAUGAAAUGGUGCAGAAGGUCCACAAUAACCUUGAGAGUUCAGUUAAAAAGAUCACGGAAAGCUACCAUGUCAAAGGAUCAUUCAGCAAAUAUCAUCGCAAACACAACUUUGCAAACCCUCGAAAUCUUGCAUUUUUCAAAAAUGAACUGAAAAAAUUGAUGGAUGAAUGGGAUUCCUUUUUAUUGACUUUCCGGCAAAGUAUGGUGGCAAUCUUCUACCCAAACACUUUAGAGGAGUGGAUGGAAGAGAAUGUCAACGAACACAUAGAAAGACUUCAUGAGAUGGUGGUUGAUGUAGAACGAAUCAUAAAACUCAAUGGACAGCCAAAGGAGGAUCCUUCGAAAAAGAGGUGAAACAGACAAGUGGACCAACAGGAAGAACAUUCCAUAUAGUGACAACAUUAAUAAAAGUUUCACAGAAGUUCACUUAUUACACUGUGUAUGCACUUCUUGAAGAAGUGGAUUUACAACACUACACACUGAUACAUUUAAUUAAUCUGUUUUUCAGCUGACUCAAAAUGAUGUAAAUUAUUUGCCUUUGCAGGUACAUUGGUUCAGGUAAUGUGUUUUUAAAAUUAUAAUUAUUAUAAUUAUUAUUAUGAAUGUCUAGGGAUGGAACACAAUCAUCAUUCAUUUCUUUGACACGCAAAAUGUAUUUUGUACAUUUGUACGUUUGAGGAGCACAAACAGCUCUGUACAAUUGCAAAAUGUGGAAUCGCCAAAGUCGAUUAAAGAUACUUUGCAUGUUUCGUGCUAUAUCACUAUUACAGAUAUAGUUCUGCAUUAGCUAUAGAAGCAUUUACUACUCAAAACAUUAAAACGGGAAACCUGCUGGCCAUGGAGCUUGUGUUACUUUUACAGUAGCUAACAGUGCUAAUAACAGUUUUUCUGUGGGGUUUUGUGUCUGCGUGUGUGUUUGCAACUUAAAAUAAAAGCUUUUUUGUACUUGUACA